AGCACCGGGCACUCGGAGCGGGGGUCUGCUCGCCUCGCCUUGCCCUGCCGAUGUCGCCGCCCGGCUGCUGAUAUCUGCACGCUCGUCCCGCAUUGGUGUGGGGCGGCGGAGGUCCCCGUACAGGCAGAGAGCCUCCUUCGCAAAGUGGGAAUGGAGGUGAAUUGUUUAACACUAAAAGACCUGAUCAACCCCAGGCAGGCCAGAUUAGAUUUUACAAUUGAAGAUGGGGAAAAUGCACAAAAGGAGAAUAUAUUUGUUGAUCGAUUAAGGAUGGCCCCAAAGACUCCAAUAAAAAAUGAACCAAUUGAUUUAUCAAAGCAAAAAAUCUUCACUCCAGAAAGAAAUCCCAUUACUCCAGUGAAACUUGUCGACAGACAGCAGGUAGAGCCAUGGACACCCACAGCUAACCUGAAGAUGCUCAUUAGUGCCGCCAGUCCAGACAUAAGGGACCGGGAGAAGAAAAAGGGACUGUUCAGACCCAUUGAAAACAAGGAUGAUGCAUUUUCAGACUCUUUACAGCUUGAUGUUGGCGACAGUGCUGUGGAUGAAUUUGAAAAGCAAAGGCCAAGCAGAAAACAAAAAAGUUUAGGACUGCUGUGCCAGAAGUUUCUAGCUCGCUAUCCAAGUUAUCCCUUGUCAACUGAGAAAACUACCAUCUCUCUAGAUGAAGUUGCUGUCAGUCUUGGUGUGGAAAGGAGACGCAUCUAUGACAUUGUAAAUGUGCUAGAGUCACUACAUCUGGUCAGCCGGGUGGCCAAGAAUCAGUAUGGCUGGCAUGGACGGCAUAGCCUGCCAAAAACCCUGAGGACCCUCCAGAGACUCGGAGAGGAGCAGAAAUAUGAAGAGCAGAUGGCCUACCUCCAACAGAAGGAACUGGACCUGAUGGAUUAUAAAUUUGGAGAACGUAGGAAAGAUGGUUGUCCAGAUUCCCAAGAUCAACAGUUACUGGAUUUCUCUGAACCUGACUAUCCCUCUUCUUCUGCAAACAGUAGAAAAGAUAAGUCUCUGAGAAUUAUGAGCCAGAAGUUUGUCAUGCUGUUCCUUGUCUCCAAAACCAAGAUUGUUACUCUGGAUGUGGCUGCCAAGAUACUGAUAGAAGAAAGCCAAGAUACCCCAGAUCAUAGUAAAUUUAAAACAAAGGUACGGCGCCUCUAUGAUAUAGCCAAUGUUCUGACCAGCUUGGCUCUGAUAAAGAAAGUGCAUGUAACAGAAGAGCGAGGCCGUAAACCAGCUUUCAAAUGGAUUGGGCCUGUGGACUUCAGCUCUAGUGAUGAAGAACUAGUGGAUGUUUCUGCAUCUGUCUUACCAGAAUUGAAAAGAGAAACAUAUGGCAAGAUUCAAGUAUGUGCAAAACAGAGGCUGGCUCGUUAUGGUUCCUUUAACACAGUUCAGACUUCUGAGAGGAUACAGAGGAGAGUGAGCUCAGAACCUAGCAGCCCAUGCAGAGAACAAGGAUCAGGUGGCUAUUCCUUAGAAAUUGGAAGUUUAGCAGCUGUCUACAGACAGAAAAUAGAAGACAAUUCACAGAUAAAAGCCUUUGCCAAUAAGAGAGUGGUGCCUCCAGCAAGCAGCUUGGACCCUGUCCUCCCUGUUGACUCAGACUAUUGUGUUAAUCCUUUAGCCCACCAAGUAUUUUCUGUUGCUCAAACAGACUUGCAGGCUUUCUCCAUGCAGAAUGGCCUCAAUGGAAAAGUUGGUAUCCCCCUCGCUUCCCCAGCCUCUGACAUGGAGAGCCUGAAGCCUGCUCUAAUUGCUGGCCAGCCCCUGGUGUAUGUGCCCUCCACCUCACUGUUCAUGCUGUAUGGGAACCUGCGGGAGGGACCAUCCCCUGAGUCUGCAUCAGAAAAAGACAGCAAAAGCUCAGAAGUCCCAGCUGCAUCAGAGCCCUCAUUCACACCCUCAGCCCAGAAGCGCCUCUGUGUGGAGAGGAAGAUGCAAGAGGAUGAGCCCGCUGCUAAAAGACAAAGUCAGGAAUUUGAAGAUAGCCCCUUAUCCCUUGUCAUGCCCAAGAAACCCUCUCCCAAGUCAAUGGGAAACAGGGGAUCUGUGCCCUUGGAAGAUGCUCAUGUGAAUAGUCAACUCCCUGCUGCAGAAGAGGUUUCAGGAAAGGCUGCAACAAACUGCUACACUUCUUCCAAAAAUGUAGAUACUGAAAAGCCUUCAAAAGAAAAUGAAAGCACCAAAGAGCCCUCUUUGCUGCAGUAUCUUUAUGUGCAGUCUCCAGCUGGAAUAAACGGUUUCAAUGUGCUCUUAUCUGGCAGUCAAACUACCCAUGCUGUGGGACCAUCCUCAGGUCAACUGCCAUCCUUCGGUGUUCCUUGUAUGGUCUUACCGUCUCCAACUCUGGGCCCUUUUUCUGUUCUCUAUUCUCCCACGAUGCCCAGCCUGAUUUCUUCUGCUCCUGGCACUCUCCCAAACACAGGACCUAUGAAUUUCAGCUUGCCUGGCCUUGGAUCUACAGCACAUCUUCUUCUCAGCCCUGCAUCCAUGGUUAAUCCAAAGUCCUCUACGCUCCCUUCUGCAGACCCUCAGCUUCAGAGUCAGCCCUCUCUGAACCUGAGUCCAGUGAUGUCAAGGUCACACAACCUUAUCCAGCCUGACUCCCCUGUAUACAUGGGUCAUCCAGUUUCAGUAGUAAAGGUACAACAGUCAUCUGCUCCAGUGACCCCCAAGAGUAUCCGCUGCACACAUCGUGAGACAUUUUUCAAGACACCUGGCAGCCUUGGAGACCCUGUCCUCAGGAGACGAGAAAGAAAUCAGUCACGAAACACCAGCUCAGCCCAGAGGAGACUAGAAAUCCCCAGCGGUGGUCCUGACUAAGCGCACGCCUUGGCAGUGGGUGGGAUCUGACCACCUGAAUCUCUCUACGUCCUGAGAGAUGUCCUAAGUGGAACGCGAACCAUCUCAUCCUCAGCUCGUAUCCUUGUUCUCUCUCACCCACUGGUUCUGCUAACUUCCCAACAUCAUGGAGCAUCUAUGAAUUAUUAACUGUGUCAACACCAGCAGGCGUUUAGACUCUGGGUGGCAUCACAGUGAAAGCACUGACUGGUGGUUGUGAUUCGGAUCCUCGAUGGCUGCAGUCAGAUCUAACAGGCUGUGGAGCCUCGAGGCUUUCUGAAGGGGGCUGUCCAGCACUUAACCAGGGUGAGCAUUCUUGACAUGAGUAAAUCUGUGGUGAGAGAACUUUCUGCAGUUUAAAAAGCUACUGCUUCCUUAGGCUUCAUCAGGAAGCUCCCUUCAGUUAUGAAUCCUAUGGUAUUAUUUAUUUUGUUCCUGAAAUGGGAUUUAGUGCAAAAAGUUUACAACUACAGCUUAACACAUUUUUUUCAGGGUAUGACGACUUGAAUGUUUGUACUUUUUUCUAUAAUUUGCCCUGCACUUAUUCUACGACCUAGUAAUAAUGUGGAUAAAUGUAUAUAUGUGAUAAAUGUCAAGACCAAAAUAACUGUGAAUGACACACCUAGCUAUAAACGAACUGUGCUAACCCUGUCUGCGGGCAUGAGAACUAAGGGGAACCAGGAGCCCAGUGGCUUCUCAAAUAACUGCAAACAAUGAGAUUUUAUUGUUCAUUUCAAAAAAAGUCCUACUGUGUUCAGCUCCCUUCAGUACAUGCCCUACAUUUUUUAUUUAAAUGUUAACUGUAGAGUAUCAGGUAUGGAUUCCUUCUAACAAUUGCUGUUUUUAAAAUCAAUCAGAAUGGUAUAAAGUAAUUAUGUGGAAAAUUGGAACCUAGUUGAGACCUUUUGGUCAAAUGCUGAAGAAUAAUGGUGUAGAAACUGAUAUAGGGCAAUAGGGGAUUCUUACUAUUUUUCUUUUGCUGCAUAUUUGCAAGGGUAAGAGAGAAAAUGGACACAUGUUCUAUUUUCAAGAAUAUUCAAACCAUAGUCAUAAUGUACUUUUCAGGGGUUCAUUGUUCCAACACCAACACAAUACUAUAAACUGCUACGGAAUAUCCCUUUAUAAACCACAUUACUUUAGGGUUCAUUAAGGAACCAAACUAGUUCUUCAUAUUCUAGAUGUUUUGAUAUUUACCUCACUCUUGUCUCUUCAGAGUAAAAGACUUCCUUUCUUCUCUGCUUUUUUCCUUCUUUUCUUCCUUUGUUUUCUCUCCGAGUUUCUUAGAUUUAGAAUCUUUAUAUAGGGCUAAUUUUUUAUUUUUAGACCCAGUAAAAUAUUGUAUAAAAGAAUAAAAAUAUUAAUUUAAGAGACUCUGGGAGUCUGAGUAAAGUAGCUUUAUAUUAACUACAGAAUACUAUUAGCCUUAUUACCCCCACAAGAUUUUUGAAAACUUGAGGUAGGUAGCCAGAUUAAAUAAAUUUGCUACUUAUAUCAAAUUCUAUGAACACUAAACUUCAAGUUUACAAGAUGAUUUUUUUCCUGUAUUUACAGUCUUCUCUAGAUUUAGAUUUAAAACAUGGUUCUAAUCAUCAAUUGCAUGGUAAUGUUUUCCCUGAACUAGUAUUGAUGGGUUCCUUACCAAGACAAUUAAAAUUAUUCAUUUUUUCAGGUAGGUUAAAGGCUACGCAGCAUGUGAGUCUGUGUAGGAUACUGCAUUUUUAAAUCUAUCAUGCUCAAGGGCUUUGACAAAAUAUUUUCACUGAGAUUCUACGUUUAGAUGAAAACACAACCUGGUUUUUCCCUCACCCAGCUCUCUACUUAACUUUUUUGCUACCUUUGUCUUAUUAUUCAUUAACCUCAGAGAAUUCAUGGUUCUGGAGAGGUGUUAAGAAACAAUCCAUAAAUGAGAAUGUUACAACUUUGUGACCACAUCUAGCAACACAAAACCAAGAAAAAUUACUUCUAUAUUCAAUACCUACUUACCGUGUGUUAUGUAAACUAAAAUAAUCAGUGGUAUUUUCUGUCAAGAAAAUGAAUCUUUCUUACAGAGCAACUGAUGGUAGUAAAGCUGCUGAGCUAGACUUGGAUAUUCUGGGUAGUGAAGAAGCAAUGGCAAUCUUGAGUCUAUCAUUGUAUAAUUUAGUAAAAGAAAAAAAUAGUUAUUGGUGAUCCUGCUAAGCAAAUGCAGACUUGAGUCAGCACUGAGGGUGUGUGCCCUACACUGUCCAGGGUUUGUGAAACCCUUUCAUUCUGGUACAAGAGUUGGGGGUAUAACUUAUACUUGAAUCUACCUACCAAGUUUACAUUACUCAAUUCCUUUUUGUAAGGUGCUAUUUCUGUAUUUAAAUAACUUUUUAAUGUAAAGCUGCUUUCUGCUUAUCUUAUUGCACUGCUAGAUUUGUGUAGGUAUUAAUUUUAUUGCUGCUUACUGCUUUUGUUUUCAUAUUAUUUAGCUCUGCUUUCUCCUAAUGGCUAUAUUAUCUAUAGCUAUCAACU
Messenger RNA from Sciurus carolinensis (gray squirrel), 5334 nucleotides. It is a transcript of the gene E2f7, whose product is annotated as E2F transcription factor 7. The transcript is spliced from 13 exons. Gene Ontology annotation, molecular function: DNA-binding transcription factor activity, RNA polymerase II-specific; RNA polymerase II cis-regulatory region sequence-specific DNA binding. Gene Ontology annotation, biological process: regulation of transcription by RNA polymerase II. Gene Ontology annotation, cellular component: RNA polymerase II transcription regulator complex. The record is from RefSeq and is a predicted model, not a curated record. Lineage: Eukaryota; Metazoa; Chordata; Mammalia; Rodentia; Sciuridae. The coding region runs from base 151 to 2820 and encodes 889 amino acids.